Peniophora sp. CBMAI 1063 is the source of this 531-nucleotide messenger RNA. NCBI's taxonomy places the organism in Eukaryota, Fungi, Basidiomycota, Agaricomycetes, Russulales, Peniophoraceae. The record is from the annotation of a GenBank genome assembly.
AUGCCCAACUUCGACCAGCUUACAUGGCCAUCCGCUACGGAGGAUCCACCUCGCUCUGUCGGGCAGACGACAAGCACCGGAAAUGCGAGUGCUGGCAGCGAAGAUAAUAGCGGCAUGCUAGGGAGUGAGCCGAGAGGGAUGGCAUCUGCGACUCCUUUCGAACGCAUGUUGGCUCUUCGUGACCUGGCCUGGGAACGAGUCGGGGGCUGGGCAUGGUUCGCAGUCGAGGAGAAAGCUCUUUACAAGCUUCAGGCUGCUCGCGAGGAAAUCCUCAUUCAAGGCUGGCUCGAAGCCCGUCGCACGGGGUCAGACCCCGGGUUUCCAAUCACAGACCAAGAGCGUGCAUUGCAAGCGUGUGCUAUUGAGCGCGAGCGCGAAUUCGCGGAAGCAACCAGGAUCAGUCAGCUUGAUCAGUCCCAGGUUGACCCGGAACUGUGGCAACGAAGCGCACAAUUUCUCCGUUGGUGGACAGGAUUGCCCCCCAGAGCGGCAGAGGAAGCUCAGGAAGCGCCGACCCUCCCUGACGACUAA